Corythoichthys intestinalis (scribbled pipefish) is the source of this 1821-nucleotide messenger RNA. It is a transcript of the gene jun, whose product is annotated as Jun proto-oncogene, AP-1 transcription factor subunit. The coding region runs from base 290 to 1258 and encodes 322 amino acids. The transcript has a single exon. Gene Ontology annotation, cellular component: transcription regulator complex. Gene Ontology annotation, biological process: regulation of cell cycle; regulation of transcription by RNA polymerase II; regulation of cell population proliferation. Gene Ontology annotation, molecular function: RNA polymerase II cis-regulatory region sequence-specific DNA binding; DNA-binding transcription factor activity, RNA polymerase II-specific; transcription factor binding. The record is from RefSeq and is a predicted model, not a curated record. Lineage: Eukaryota; Metazoa; Chordata; Actinopteri; Syngnathiformes; Syngnathidae.
AUAAGGUUUGCCUCCACGCUUGUCCCAGACAGAGUAUAUACAUGCCCGCGUUGGGGAAACACCAACACUCAGAGAAACUACAGAAAUUGUGGACAAACACUCCCACCGGAUUCUUGUAAAGAAGAGUUGGAAAUAUUUCUUUGAAGCUGACUGAAACAAAAACACUGUGAAUAGUCAGUGUUGAUUCUCGUAUCGAAAGAGCGUUUUGAAAACUUUGGCUGGGACUUUUUGGGACGUCAGCUGUUAACCAGGAAGUCGUUUAUUUGAACUUUUUUUCGGUUUCACUUCUAUGUAUACGAAGAUGGAAACUACUUUCUACGACGAUUCGCUCAACGGUGCCGGCUACGGGUACAGCGGCUCCAAAGCGCUGAAACACAACAUGACGCUGAACUUGUCCGACCCCGCCGGUAGCCUGAAGCCUCACCUCCGGGCCCGGGCCAGCGACCUGCUCACCUCCCCGGACGUGGGCUUGCUGAAGCUAGCCUCUCCGGAGCUGGAGCGACUCAUCAUCCAGUCGAGUAACGGGCUGAUCACCACCACGCCGACGCCGACUCAGUUCUUGUGCCCCAAGAACGUCACCGACGAGCAGGAGGGCUUCGCCGAGGGCUUCGUGCGCGCACUGGCUGAGCUCCACCACCAGCACAUGCCUGGGGUGAGCGUCCCCUCGGCGGCGCCGCCGUCCGUAGCCGGGGUGGCCGUGUAUAGCGGCAGCAUGCGCUCGGACUCGCCGGUUUAUGAGGAUUUAAACACUUUCCAGCCUGCUAUCAGCACCGUGUCGUCUCCGAGUUACACCACAUCGGUCCCGAGUUACACCAGCACGGCUCUGAGCUAUAGCAGCACGGCCCCAAGCGCGUCCUUCCCGAUUUACGCCCAGCCAUCCUCUUCCUCCUCCUCUUCAUCCACUUCCUCCUCCCAUCUGCCACUGCUCGCCACGCUCAAGGAGGAGCCGCAAACAGUGCCCGAGAUGCCGGGUGAGACGCCUCCGUUAUCCCCCAUCGACAUGGAGAGCCAGGAGCGCAUCAAGGCCGAGCGCAAGCGCAUGCGCAACCGCAUCGCCGCCUCCAAGUGCCGCAAGAGGAAGCUGGAGCGCAUCUCGCGGCUGGAGGACAAAGUCAAGAGCCUCAAGUCGCAAAACUCUGAACUGGCGUCUACAGCUAACAUGUUGCGAGAGCAGGUGGCGCAACUUAAGCAGAAAGUGAUGAACCACGUCAACAGUGGAUGUCAACUCAUGUUGACGCAGCAGCUCCAGACCUUCUGAGGAGGAAAGAAGACUUGAAUUGAACCCCAAAAAAUCCUGGUUCGGGAUGAAGUGGCGGCACACUGGCAGGAAGGACCGAAGGGCCGUGCAAAAAAGAACACAUAAAAAAAGUAGCCCAGUGCCAUGAGGUUGGUCCCGGCGAGGGCUGCUCUGGACACGGCAACAAAACAGAAUUCCAUUCUGUUUAGUAGCCAAACUGGACAAGAGACUUAUUUUUCUUGCUUUGGAUCUGUGGAGAAUACAUUCAGUAUUACUGACUUGAUAUGAACCUGCAAUCAUGCAAAUGACUUGUUUUCUUGUUGCAGCUCAUUCUAAGCAUCUGGACACAAGUUCUUGGGGGGGAUACGUUGUCUGACUUCUUGAGUUCUGACACAACUUUUUCUUUAUUGUAAGAAGUUAGAAAGAAAAUUCAAGAUUGACUUUGUUUAAUGGGGUUUCACUCAUUGCUAUAUGUAUAUAAGAUCAACUCGGAGUACUUAUGUUUACCAUUUGUAAUAAGUGUAAUUUUUUUUUUUAUGUUUGGAAGUCAUCCAUAUUUAAGAAAAUAAACUGUCUAAAAUGAA